Zingiber officinale is the source of this 1136-nucleotide messenger RNA. Its product is annotated as protein TILLER ANGLE CONTROL 1-like. Gene Ontology annotation, biological process: morphogenesis of a branching structure. The record is from RefSeq and is a predicted model, not a curated record. The transcript is spliced from 3 exons. Bases 325 to 783 code for a protein of 152 amino acids. Lineage: Eukaryota; Viridiplantae; Streptophyta; Magnoliopsida; Zingiberales; Zingiberaceae.
UGAAAUGGUUGAGGUGACACUAUCAGAAGACCCAUUUGCAUCAGCUUCAAAUUAAGCUGGAAAGUUGGUAUCAGGACAAAGGCGCAUGCAAGUACGUAGAUGUUCUCCAAUGGAAUCUUUUCAGAGUCGAUUAGAUCCAACACAAAGCUUGAUCUACUUGGUUUGAGCAUCCCACAGUGACUUCUGGAUCCAUGUUAGCUCCAAGUGUCCUUUCAUGGAGGACUUGCCUCUCUCGUAUCCUCUUCUCUUCUCACUUAUUUAAACUCCAGCCCAGCAAUUCCAUUACAUGCCAUUCCGUUGGAUUGAUGCAGUACUGGCUCUUCAAUGAAGAUCUUCAACUGGAUGCAUCGCAGAUUGCUCUGCUUCAGCGACUACUCCCAUUUCUCUGAGAACAAAGAAUUGGGCGAGAGAGAAGAGGCAGCGCCCGUGACGGCGGCGGAGACGGAGGCCCUGCUGCUCCAUGACAUGUUGAACGGCAUUCUCGCCAUCGGCACGGUGGGCCGACACCACCCGCUCAUCUCACGCUGCCACUCUGCCUCCCCCGAGACAGAGGAAGCCGCCGACGACCACGGUUGCGGCCGCGAUAAGGAGGCGGCGGUGUUUAAGAUCAAGGUGUCGGUGGAGGAGGAGACGAGGAGAAUGGAAUUCGUGAAGGUGUGCGAGCUGGCGCACCGCGAAGCGGAGGAGGUCCCCGAGCUCCCACUGCUGAAGCGGGAGCGGCGGCGGACGACGCUUGCUGAUCUCCUCGCCGUCAAGGCUGCCCCGGGGAGUGCGACUGAAUAAAUCUACGCCGAUGGCUAUGUAAUUAUCUUAAUUUUUUUUUUUACUGAUUUCGCAGUGGAAUCAAUGAUUGAAUGCGAUCCAACACUCGAAUCAGUGCGUAGAUCGCAGACGAGCUGGCAGCCAUGGUCGUGCUGAUGGUGGCAUGUAGUUGGACCGGUUAGAUCGAGCCGGGUCCAUUGGUCUGCCGGCAUGUUGGGCGAGUGCAUUUGGUCGAGUGGGUGGUAGGCUCCAGCUGCUUGCUUGGGGUUGUGGCAUGCUCUUUAGACUCCAUAUGUCUCCGUGUCUUGGAUGUGAUUUGUCGAUAGGAUCGGGUCUAUUCACUCGUCGGCAAAACCUUUUUCCGGCGAGUACUU